This is a messenger RNA of Phragmites australis (common reed), 1450 nucleotides long. RefSeq lists its product as uncharacterized. The transcript has 12 exons. Lineage: Eukaryota; Viridiplantae; Streptophyta; Magnoliopsida; Poales; Poaceae. Gene Ontology annotation, cellular component: membrane. The record is from RefSeq and is a predicted model, not a curated record. The coding region runs from base 147 to 1391 and encodes 414 amino acids.
CGCGCCCGUGAGUUACUCGUCUCCCCUUCCCUUCCGCGUCCGAAUUCUGUACGGCAUUCUUGCGGCGACCAAUCCGGUUGCUCCGCGCUGAACCGACCGGAGGAAGCGUUUCGCUCGGGAGCAACGGCGACGGCAGGACCCGGGAUAUGACGACCAAGGCAGGAGGCGCGGAGCUGUGCGGAGACGGCGGCGCGUACGAGGCGAGGAGGCGGCAGUCGCUGAGGGCGCGGUACGCGUACGGGUUCAUCUUCUUCGCCACCAACCUGCUGGCCUGGUUCGUCAGGGACUACGGGGCCAGGGCGCUCCGCGGCCUGCACCAUGUGCCGGUUUGCGGGGCAGGCGACUCUAAGUGCUUCCAGUCUGGAGGGGUGCUUCGGGUGAGCUUGGGCUGCUUCAUAUUUUUCUGUGUGAUGUUUGCCACAACAUUUGGGAGCCGCAAGCUCCACGAAGUUCGUAAUUCAUGGCAUUCUGGAUGUUGGAUUCUGAAGUCUCUUGUGUAUGUCGUGUCGAUUGGCAUCCCAUUUAUCAUCCCGAACACCUUCGUCCAACUUUAUGGUGAAAUCGCCCGACUGGGUGCCGGGUCAGUAAUUAACAUGUUACUUCUGCUUCAUCAUCCCUCCAGGAUAUUUCUCCUUCUCCAGCUCAUAAGCAUGCUCCACUUCAUAUCAUGGUGCAAUAAACGUUGGAUGCCAGAUCCUGGAUCAAAUCAAUGUGGCUUGUUUGGGUUAUUCUUGUCAACCAUCUCCUUCAUUGCUUCAUUUUCUGGAAUUGCUGUACUGUAUGUUUUGUAUGUUCCAAGCUCAUCUUGCGCGUUCAACAUCUUUACGAUUACAUGGACAGCAAUCUUGGUGAAGAUAAUGAUGGCAAUGUCACUGCAUUCAAAGGUUAACGAGGGUCUUCUAUCUUCUGGGAUCAUGGGCUCAUAUCUCGUCUUUCUUUGUUGGUCUGCACUCCACAGUGAACCGCAAACCGGGAAAUGCCACUCUCAAAUGAAAAUUGCCAAAGAUGGUGAUUGGGCUACUAUUGUGAGCUUCAUUAUUGCAAUUUGUUCCAUUGUGCUGGCCACAUUUUCUACUGGAAUUGACACCAAAUCCUUCCAGUUUCGGAAUGAUGAAGUCCAAUUGGAAGAGGACACCCCCUACAGCUACGAGAUAUUCCACUUUGUGUUUGCAAUGGGAGCUAUGUAUUUUGCAAUGUUGUUCAUUAGCUGGGAGCUGAACCAUCCAACAAGAAAGUGGAGCAUAGAUGUUGGAUGGGCCAGUACAUGGGUGAAGAUCAUCAACGAGUGGUUCGCGGCUAGCAUAUACAUUUGGAGAUUGAUAUCUCCGGUCGUGUUGAGGAAGCAACCUGCCAAUGAUGCGGAGCUCGUGCCACGUAGGUCCACAGUAUAGUCCUGAUGGUAGAGAACGCUUCACGUCCACAUUUUUCUAACUCGACGAUUCAUUCGUGC